Molecule: messenger RNA, 1456 nt
Organism: Medicago truncatula (barrel medic)
Lineage: Eukaryota; Viridiplantae; Streptophyta; Magnoliopsida; Fabales; Fabaceae
Product: peroxisomal and mitochondrial division factor 2
Exons: 2
Coding region: 180-1115 (311 amino acids)
Source: RefSeq, a predicted model, not a curated record
AAACAAAAAAAAGAAAAGUUAAAGUGAAAAAACAUUUUCAUUUUUCACAAAACCCUAAUCCAUCGCAUUUCUACACCUUUCAUAAAUCUAAGGUUAUCUUUUCUCUAUCACACUUUCCCGGAAAAUUCACUCAGAAAAUUCUCAACUCCAUUUUCUCGCUUCACUCUUACGAAUUAACAAUGGCGGAUGACGGUGUUUCAAACGGUGUUGUUGAUGAUCAGUAUGAGGAUCAAUCGGUGACGAAGAUCUCGGCGUUGGAGAAGGAGAGAGAUGAAUUGGUGCAAGAGAAUAACGAGAAGAAGGAGGAAAUCAAGAAGUUGACGCUGGAGAUGGAAGAACUGAGGAGUAAGGGUGAGGAGAUGAGGGAGAAGAUUGAAGAGAUGCGUGAUGUGGUUGAGAAGUCUCAGGAUUCGGCGAAGGCGGCUGAGGUUAUCGCGGCUAGGGCGGCGGAUCUUGAGACGCAGAUUGCGAGGAUGCAGCAUGAUAUGAUCACAGAUAUGAGUGCUGGGGAGGAGAUGAAGAAGGAGGCUGAGGGUUUGAAGGAGGUUUUGAAGGACAAGGAGGGUAGGGUCGAGGAGUUGGUGAAGGAAGUGGAAGGGUUGAAGAAGGUGAAAGCGGAGAGUGAGGCGAGGGUGAAGGAUUUGGAGAAAAGAAUUGGUGUACUUGAGAUGAAGGAAAUUGAGGAGAGGAAUAAGAGGAUUAGGGUUGAGGAGGAACUGAGGGAUACAAUUGGUGAGAAGGAUAGGGAAAUUGAUGGUUUUAGAAACAAGGUUGAGGAAUUGGAAAAGGUUGGUGCUGAGAAGAAAGAUGAGGCUGGGGAUUGGUUGAAUGAGAAACUGAGUUAUGAGAAGGCACUUAGAGAAUCUGAGGAGAAAGCAAAGGGUUUUGAAUCACAAAUUGUUCAAUUGCUUGAGGAAGUUGGGGAGUCUGGGAAGAUGAUCAAGUCACUGAAUGAAAAAGCUGCUGAGAUUGUCGGUAGAGAGAUAAAUGGGAUACAUGGUGAAGAGAAGGAUUUUAAGUUGCAGUGGCCGAUUGUAGCAGCGGGAGCAGGAACUACGGUAGCAGUUUUUGGUGCAGCUGCGUUGAUCUAUGUGUACUGCGCCAAACGGAGGUGAUUUUUCUGUGAUGUGGGAAUACGAAUGGGAGGGUGUAGAGGUUAGAUUACAAGUCUUUUUACUCACAAAUAUGCUUCAAUUUUGUUAGUCAUGAAAUAAUGAUGCUUCUAUGGCUUUUGUUUUUGAAGCCUUUUUGAUAUAUGUCAAAGUUGGCAUACUGGUUUGGUUGUUGGUUGCUUGUUGAGGAUUAAAACUAUUGUGUGUUAAGAGCAAUGCUCUGAUUAACUGCAGUUACUAGGUUUAUGCUGUAGUGAUUACAAGUCUAUUAUAGUUGCUUAAUAGAAUGUAAAAUUGAAAUUGAUGUCUUUGUUUAUAGCUUGUUUGGAAUUUGGAUUCACAUU